UGCUGCUUGCUUCUUGCUUGUCUCUGGACAUAACUCUGAUCACCCUGCUGUUAGGCGUGUUCCUGACUGGAACUCCUGGGAAUCUGUUUUGGCCUACGUUUUCCCACCAGACCUGCUCAACAUGUCGGCUGCACCCGGCCUUCUGCGUCAGGAACUGUCCUGCCCGCUGUGCUUGCAGCUGUUCGAUGCGCCAGUGACCGCUGAAUGUGGCCACAGUUUCUGCCGUGCCUGCCUGAUCCGUGUGGCAGGGGAACCUGCCGCCGAUGGCACGGUUGCCUGUCCCUGUUGUCAGGCACUUACGCGGCCACAGGCGCUAAACACUAACCUCCAGUUGGCGCGCCUUGUGGAGGGUUUGGCACAAGUGCCCCAAGGCCAGUGCGAGGAACACCUGGAUCCACUGAGCAUCUACUGCGAGCAGGACCGCACACUUGUGUGUGGAGUGUGUGCUUCGCUCGGUUCACACCGUGGUCACCGUCUUCUGCCUGCCGCCGAAGCCCAUGCGCGCCUCAAGACACAGCUUCCACAACAGAAGAUACAGCUGCAGGAGGCAUGCAUGCGCAAGGAGAAGAGUGUAGCGGUACUGGAACAUCAGUUGGUGGAGGUGGAGGAGACAGUGCGUCAGUUCCGGGGAGCUGUUGGGGAGCAGCUGGGGAAGAUGCGGAUGUUCCUGGCUGCCCUAGAAAGUUCUUUGGACCGUGAAGCAGAAAAGGUUCGGGGUGAGGCUGGGGUUGCCUUGCGGCGGGAGCUGUCAAGCCUGAACUCUUACCUGGAGCAACUGAGGCAGAUGGAGAAGGUGCUGGAGGAGGUGGCUGACAAGCCACAGACAGAAUUCCUUAUGAAAUACUGCCUGGUGACCAGCAGGCUGCAGAAGAUCCUGUCAGAGUCACCACCACCAGCAAGGCUAGAUAUCCAGCUGCCUGUCAUCUCAGAUGACUUCAAAUUCCAGGUGUGGAAGAAGAUGUUCCGGGCUCUGAUGCCAGCGUUGGAGGAACUUACUUUUGAUCCCAGCUCUGCGCACCCGAGCCUAGUGGUGUCUUCCUCUGGUCGCCGAGUGGAGUGCUCAGAGCAGAAGGCGCCGCCAGCGGGAGACGACACACGCCAGUUCGACAAGGCGGUAGCGGUGGUGGCGCAGCAGCUGCUGUCACAAGGCGAGCACUACUGGGAGGUGGAGGUGGGCGACAAGCCGCGCUGGGCCCUGGGAGUGAUGGCAGCUGACGCUUCCCGCCGUGGCCGGCUGCACACGGUGCCCUCACAGGGGCUGUGGCUGCUCGGCCUGCGCGAUGGCAAGAUCCUGGAGGCGCACGUGGAGGCCAAGGAGCCGCGGGCACUGCGCACCCUAGAGAGGCUGCCGGAGCGCAUCGGCCUCUACCUAAGCUUCGCCGACGGCGUCCUGGCUUUCUAUGAUGCGAGCAACCCCGACGCACUAACGCCGCUCUUUUCUUUCCACGAGCGUCUCCCCGGGCCGGUGUACCCCAUCUUUGACGUGUGCUGGCAUGACAAGGGCAAGAAUGCCCAGCCCCUGCUGCUCGUGGGGCCUGACAACGAGCAGGCCUGAGCUCCUGCCGACUGGGAUGGGUGGGGUCAGACUUCUAGGGCUGGGGUGGGAAGGGAGGGGGUGUUUGUCUUACAGAGUUUAAGGAAGUAUAGGUUGGGAUGCACAGGGGACCGACUGAGGGAUAGAGGGAAGAUUAACUCAGGUUAGUGAAGAAAUCUGAGUUUGGGCCAAGAGUUCCAGGAGGAAGCUGAGGACUAGGAAGGCUGGGAGAGGAUAGGAUUUGGAAGGGAUUUAGUGGAGGAUCUUGGGAAGUCUGUGGAACAAUGGUCUUUUCAGUCCUGCAAUCCACUCCUGAAGGCCCCCUCCUCUUCAAGGUUGCAGAUUCCUUAUACCUGGUGGGUUUUCAGUUAGUGCUUCAUUUAACUGCCUUUUUAAAGCCUCCACCAAUCCUGAGAGAGUGCUGGUGCCUGACUAUAAUCCCAGCAUCCAGGAGGCUGAGGCAGGAGGCUGGCAAAUUGGAAGCCAGCAGGACUCUAUCACAAACAACAGUGACUGUUUCUGAUGUAGUAGGUCAGCGGGGUGGAGGUGGGGGGUCAAAGAGGGCUUCUUGAGGCCGUAGUGAUAACUCGGUGCUAAGAGCACUUGUUGUUCUUGCAGAACACUGAGGUUCAGUUCUCAGCAGCAACAUUGUGGUUCAUAACCCUCCAAUCACAGUGAAUCUGAUGGCCCCUUCCAGCCUUUGUGAGCAUUUGUGCUACACUGAUACAUGUUAAAAAAAUAAAAA
This is a messenger RNA of Arvicanthis niloticus (Nile rat), 2279 nucleotides long. It is a transcript of the gene Trim72, whose product is annotated as tripartite motif containing 72. Gene Ontology annotation, molecular function: protein binding; zinc ion binding. The record is from RefSeq and is a predicted model, not a curated record. Lineage: Eukaryota; Metazoa; Chordata; Mammalia; Rodentia; Muridae.